AUGGCUUCUAACACUGAACACCAGCCAAAACAGGUCGCUAUCUUACUUGAAGGCCAAAAUAAAGUCGAUGUGUACGAAGCCACAGGUGGGGCAGUUACUUCUCAAUUCGCAGCUCACAACUUGUCUCUCCUCCCACCCAUACCCCCAACCUCGGUUAUCCAUGACAACGCAUGUGGUGCCGGAACAGUCUCUCGCAUAAUUCUUUCCUCAAAUGCGCCAUCAGAUCUAAAGAUAUACGCCACGGAUAUCGAUCAAGUCUUCCUCGGCAAGCUUCGAUCAGAUGCAGAUAGAAACUCCUGGCCGAUCUAUGUGUCCAACCAGAAGUCUGAGAGUCUAUCGUUUCCCGACAACCACUUUACGCACUCUAUCAAUAACAUCGGUAUUUUCUUUACUACUGGUGCUGGCCUCGACGGUGCCAAAGAAAUCUACCGUACACUUCAACCUGGCGGGACCGCUGUAGUAAAUUGCUGGGAGGAUGUCACUUGGUUACCACCCUUUGCGCUCGUACAUCAAGCACUCCGUCCAGGAAACCCCUACCCAGCACCUCCCAUCAUCUGGAAAGACGGGCAGCAAAUCCAGAAAGUGAUGUUGGAAGCAGGCUUCUUGAAGCAGAAUAUGAGAGUCGAAAGGAGCGAGGCGUGGGCGAAGACUACCGAUUUGAAAGAUUGGGCAGAAAAGUCUUGGGCGUAUUUGGGUAACAUAGGGGGCUGGAAGGAGACGGAUGGUGAGAGAUGGGACGAAGCUGUCGAUCUACUUGUGAAGCAUAUCUUGGAGCAGGAGGGCACCAAGAAGGUUGGAGAUGAAGUAUGGAUGAGGGCUAGUCAAUGGGUGGUUAUCGCUCAGAAGUAA
Alternaria burnsii is the source of this 849-nucleotide messenger RNA. RefSeq lists its product as uncharacterized. Lineage: Eukaryota; Fungi; Ascomycota; Dothideomycetes; Pleosporales; Pleosporaceae. Bases 1 to 849 code for a protein of 282 amino acids. The transcript has a single exon. The record is from RefSeq and is a predicted model, not a curated record.